CGAAAGCAACGCUUUGCCCAAAUACACCGUGAAGGCACCAGUUCUGCGAACCGCUUACUGGUAAUAAGGAUUUUGCCAAACGGUUUGGAACACAGCCGAUUCGGGUUUGUGGUAAGUAAACGUAUCGGAAACGCCGUCACGAGAAACCUGAUAAAGCGAAGACUACGAGAAUCUGUCAGACAGACCAACACUAAGGGAGGAUGGGACGCAGUCAUAAUAGCUCGUCGCGGGGCCAGCAGCGUGGAAUUUAGUCAACUUAAGCACGCAGUAUACGGCCUAUUGCAACGCGCCAAACUGGCCAAGUCCAGUCCAUCCUCGGAAUAG
This is a messenger RNA of Geodia barretti, 324 nucleotides long. Lineage: Eukaryota; Metazoa; Porifera; Demospongiae; Tetractinellida; Geodiidae. The record is from the annotation of a GenBank genome assembly.